AUGCCGGUUUGCGAGUUCACGACGUCUGGGGCUGCAGCUGGCACCAAGCCCUCCCCUGGUAUGCGCCUGCUGGUCCAUUCCUCCUCUCUUACUGGUGUUUGCCACUCCGAUUCGAUGUCUGGGGAGGCCGCCGACUCGUCCUCCUGCGUCUGCGAGGUUGGUUUUAUCAGGCUAACCAGGUUUCGGAAGAAGUAGAACGGCUUUAACUGACUUCGCUCAAAUUGAGCUCUGCAGUUCGGACAGUUGCGUGCAUUCUCUUUUAGCAAUCCCUCAAGGCAAGGUUUGUAGCAGAAGUAAUGCUGGCAAGGUAAGACCCAUGGAUCUGUCAGUCGUUCCAGGCAUAUGGGACAAGUGGCCAGCCGGUUGAACUCACUGGUAGAUAGCUCAAGUCUGUGCAUUCUGCCGCUCGUCUGCCUAUCAAGGUGCAGUUGGUGUGGACUGAGCGCUCCGCGCCUACUCGCUCGAUUGUCCUUCGACCAAUAAAAAAGAAAGUUCAAAAUUACCGCUUGCUGAUUGGUCGACGCAAAUGGCCAAUCAGACAACACGCCUUGUCAGGUCAACGCCCUGCGCCUGCAAGUGUCCAAAAAGAGGGUCAUUGCUGUAACGAACCACGAAUCUGACUGGGUUGUUUAAACGGACUGCAGUUAUUUUUGGCGCGAACCCAAGGUGGGAACGGUGUGGUCGCGUGUCUGCGAAGAUGCUAGUGUGCUUCCCCCUUCGCAAUCGCUGAUUUCCUUCCCUCCCAAUCGAACUUCACCGCAGAUCUUUUAGCUAUCUCUCGUUCGACGUCAGCAGUCCCCAGUGCUGCACUUCCCACCGGUAGUCUAACGGACAUAUCAAGACAGAUUGCAUAUUUAACGUUAUGCCCCUACCCAACGAUGCAGUCUGCUUCUCUCUGAUAACAGGGUCAAGUUUCCAACUCCUUUCUCGUUACAUUCAUAUGAUCGUGUUUGGUAUGAUGUCUAACGACUUAUAUGAGCGUUUCUAAUGCUGGAAAACUGCUGAGUGCUUUAUCGAACCGAGUGUAGCCCCCAGAAUGGGCCACGCGGUAGAUGGCCCGAACCAACAUUGAGCCCGGGUCCGAGUGCGGCGGGCGCUAUUGGGAAUGUGCGCGCAUGAAAAAUGCCAACAUUGGUGGUGUGGGGCAGGCCCGGAUGCAUGCGCACGCAGCGCUAAUUGUGAUCCGGAUCGCUUCCCGUUUUUGUUGUUCUAUAAAGUCUUGGUCAGUGUACUUUGUGGACCGGGGGCUGUGGUGUUACGGGCGGUUUUCUCCAUGACAGCCGCCUGUGCCCUCUCCCACUUUUGGCCUUCUUGGCUUUGUCUUGACUACGGGUCCAGUCGGGGGAGGAGGAGGAGGAGGAGGAGAGUACAGUAGAUGCUGCGCAAGUCGCCGUCCUUGCUCUUACCCUGCUGUGGAGUGCACGGUGGACAUCGUCGGCCACUCUUUCACACUUGCCUCAGCUAACUACAGUACGAUGCCAGCAGGCAUUUGGUCCCCAACUUGAGGUGUUUGUAAUCCUGCGAUGAAAAAUAUGGACCAAUCCGAAUUUUCCUGAAAGACGUAAUCGCACCAGCCCAACUCCGUACCAACUUGUUGCCAUCACCAGACGCGUGUCUAUGCUUACUGUGGUCUACGAUGGCCGAGUUGUACGCACCCAGUGCUCAUGUGAGCAUGAGAACUGAGUGCGUACAGCCUCCACGAGUCCCCGACCACUAACCAGGUUGUCCAGUUUUGAUAACCAGAUUACUGAAUCAUUGUAACGUGGAUUUGGAAGUAGGCGACUCUUGCAAUCGGACCCAAUGCAUUCAGCCUGGUCCAGCGGUUAAUAAUCGGUUAGUAUAUCAUAUAGCGACAGUGACGGGGCGGACAACACAAUCGUUUGAGUUUCCUUGGUAGUGAGGGACACAUUCGCCCGAACUUUGUUAGUGAAGUCGUAAAAAUGGCCAGCAAUGGAAUCACUUCUGCAGUAAUUUUUCUAUGAGACGCAUGGCCUGGCUGGUGAUGUAGCUGGUCCCACAUGCCUAACCCUGUGGUCUAAUCCUUGGUGCAGCACUAACGAACGCCAUUCAAAUACGCUGUUAACCUUCAGACAUUUGGUCGCCUCGUGUGCAAAUGUCCCCACUGUUAGUGGUAACAUUCGUAUAUUAACUGUUUCUGUCAUCUGUAGUUCAUCAGAUAGUUGCUGUUCUAACCAAGGUAGUAUGCAACACCCAAAACAUACCGCUAAACCAUGGAAUAUGGCAGUGUAAAGUGUUCCCAGAAAGUUUGCCUCUGUGGAUGUCUCAGAUGCUGCUCAUGAUUCUGCUUAUAGAACAAUCUCCUCAAACGGGAUUGGAGAACAUGGUGUCAAGUGUACGCAGUAAUUAGACUUCAGUCGCGCCUGCCUCGAUUGUUCCACGAUUGUGUGUUUAUCUUCGUAAACCCUGUGUCUCGGGUAACCGUAAAUGAAGAGGUUAUGUCGGUCAGAAUUAAGGUACCUCGGGGGCUACUCCAAAGACUCCACUCAGCCAAUUCAUUGGUUGUUGAAAACCUCAUUGAGGUAAUUGCGCACCACAUGGGCGUAAUGUGAAGCGAUCCCGUCCUAUGGUCACGCACUCCACGAUGGUUUAACGCGACAAUCACUGUUGACGGUCGAAUAGCCCUAAGAUGGGGGUAAGUCAGUUGAUUUCGAUAGUAGUCUGGUCGAAUAAUGACCUAAUUAUUUCUGUCCCAAUAAUACCGGCCCAGGCUAUAAUCUUAGGAUCAUUCUGCCGUCGACGUGGUUUGCCGGACUUCAAUGUGCAGAGGUCUGGGUUUGCAGCGCUUACGGGUUCAACAGCAGGCACAACACUCAAGCACAUUGGUCAUGAUAGCGGUCUUACAUGAAAUGAUUUGCUCGGAAGCGAUCUACUGGCUUCUGUUUUUAUCAUGACAGGUCGGCCGUCCCGAGCGACGACGACCACCGUGUGUCCCACGGAAUGGACGCAGCACCGAUGACUUGAGUGUGAAUUAGUUUAUAAUGAUGGUAGACUUACACAGCAUCUGCGGCACUCUCUCCUCCCUCACCUCUCCUGCUCCGAUGGCAAGACAGCGUCGAGCUAGGCACUAUUACCACCCGACAGUUUGACCGUCCCGAGCGACGAUGUCCACCGUGUGCCCCACGGAGUGGACGCAGUAUCGACGACUUGGGUGUGAAGUGGUGAGGCGGAUUUGCGUAGUAUAUACCGCACUCGCUCCCCAAUUAUCCACCUCGCUCCGAUGACAAGACAACCGGAAGUUGACUCGUGCCCAGUGGCUGGCAAAACUGAGCAGCCGCUCUACGCGUGCUACACACGACCUGGUCCCCUAAACAUGCAUCGGGAUUUCACAGAGGGUGACUCGGACCUCAAUGCGUGAAAGUUCCAUAAAGCUCGAACUGGGAGGGAGCCAUUACAGUGUGACUCUCAGUCCCCCAGUUCUUAUACAACUUGCCCCAGUGAUGACCAUCGGGACAUUCUAUGUUCGACAUGCAACAAAAGAACAUGGGUUGCCGGUACCCUAGAAGCAACAUGGCUUAGCUUGCAUUAUAUACCAUACUUGGCAGCUCAGGUACUAACUGAAAGUCCAGACAGAUGCAUCUUUGACUUUCUUCCGCUGCAUUUCACAGCUGCGAGGGGCUCGUCUCAUCAGUGGGCCCCCUCAGAAUUCCCUGUUUGAUUUCUGGUUGAUACUCCAGUUUUCGAAAUCGCACUUUUUUUAAAAAUUUCCUCGGGAGUUGGUCACAAACUUGGCUUUCACAACGAUGAAGGAGAUUCCCUAAAUCUCUCCCCACUGACAUCCCUCUUGUCGAUCCACAUGCUUGAACAGAAGCCUCUGCGUUAGAGCAGCGUGGUAUGUCCGUAAAGGACUUGCAACCGGCAAUCGCCGGCGUGCUUUAUAAGUCGUCAUUGCUAUUAUAUGAAACCUUUAUGGUCCGCUUUGUGUCGCACGAUCAAUAUCAGCUGCAUCUGCUAUGUCCCGCCCCCGUCAUAACGGUCCACGCAGUGAAUGCGUUGGACCAACAUCGAAUCCUUGCAGGCUUUAUCGGGAAUGCACACCCGUAACAAAUGCCAAAAUUCGGUGUGCGGUGGCAUGCCCAGUUGAAAUUCCUGCCGCCCCCCACAUUUGUUGUUUUUGUUGAAAAUCCUGGUCAAGUGUUUGUUGCGAGCCAGGGUCAGUGUACUUUGUGGACCAGGGUCCGUCUUGGUACGCCUAGGUGCAGAAUUCACUGUGCCAGUCACCUGCGCCCUCUUCUACCUCCGGUCUGCCUGACUCUGUCUUAACACCGGGCCCAGGUGGGGAAGGAGAGAGUGCGAUAGAUGCUGCGCAAGUCCACUAUCACUAUAAACUAAUUCGCGUGCAAGUCACCGUCCCUGCGCCCGCACCCUGCUGUGGAACACAUGCUGGUAAUCGUCGAAACCGACGGUUGAACUGUUAUGUCCCGCCCUCUCCUCCCAUAAAAUACUUAGUUGUGUUGCACCCUCCACAGCUGGGCAUCCUACGCUACCUGCCCGCCACCUCCGCCGCGGAUGCCACACAACACCGAGUCUGGGUGGACGCACUGCCUCGCUCCGGCGCCAUCUGCCCCUCUCUCUGCAACGCCCGUCAGUCCUGUCACGUCUCCCAGUUCGUCGUCGGCGACCGCGUGCUGGGCGUGGUGAAGAAGAAGACGAGUGAGAUGUGCCUCGUGGAUAUUGGCUGCCCCUCCACCGCCAGUCUCAGUCUCAUGGCUUUUGAAGGCGCCUCCAAGAAGAAUAAGCCAGACAUCCGUCUGCGAGACGUCGUAUUUGCUGCCAUCUCUCAGGCCGACCCAGGUACUUCCCGUUCUAGGCUCUUUUGGUCCCUCACCCCGGGAGGUCAGGUCCCCCGCGGCUGGCUGUUUCAGUACCUGGAAGCAAUGGAUGGAUGUAUGUCAGCUUUGGAAAACACUGGCUUAUGGCCUGAUUCUUGUGUGAACGGGCGUGAUUUGCCGUCCGGGUUAGUAUCGCCUUGCUGCCUUGCUGGGUUUUUUUCUGGAGGUUGAGGUCUACAGAAUUGGAUAAAAGAAACGUUUCUUUGACGAUACUCCGAGAUUUGGCUGGUUGAAGUAUUUCGUCUCCAAUAUGAAUUUAAAACCCGCAUGAUUUUCUGGUUCCGAAAAAUUUUGCGACGGCUUAACAGCUCCGCAUAGCUCCGUAUUUCCGGAAUUCCAGGUGUUUAAUUGUCUUUCCGUUCUAAGGGUUCUUUGAAUUUUCAACCGUGUAGGGACAGAAUUGUGCAAUUAUUUACCGUAAUGACAACACAGGUAUUAGCUAAAAGCCCAGACACGCGUGGUUCACCGAUCUUGUGCCGCUGUAUGACACAGCUGCGAGGGAUUCGGCUCAUCAGUGGGUCCCCCAGCCUUCCCGUGUGUUUUCUGGUAUAUGAACUCCAGUUUCACCUGGUUUAAUUUUCGAGGAAAUUAACGAGCGAGCUUGGAGCAAAUCCUUCGGAACAGACCUUUUCAGGCGGACUAAUAUUAAUAUUAUUAAUAUUAAUAUAAUAUAAUAUAUAUAAUACUAUAUGUAAUAAUAGUAAUAUAUGAUAAUAUAUAUAUAUAUAAUAUAUAAUGGUAGGGGGCGCUCACCGAUCGUUCAUACGGAACUCACUCGUUCCGUUGUGCCUUAAUAUAUAUAUAAUAUUAAUAAUAUUACGCGGAAUAACCGCGUAGUAUUCACAAACCGCCAACGACGCUGAACUGUAGUCUCACGCAACAGUGAUUGCUGGCGAGGCCGGAGUACUCGCUGACCGUGUCUGCGCAUGUCUGAGGAGGGGGAAGGGUGGCGAGUGCGUGUUCUUUUGGUCUGCUGAUUGUGUGUUUGCGGAGCUAGGCCGAGGGACUUGUACCCAGAUGCUCGCAUGCUGCGCCGCUUGAGGCCACAAUGGCUGGAAAUGCCUGGGCACGCGUGUGUCUGCCUUUUGAGGUCGUUUUAGGCCAUCAGUUGGUGGAUCCUUGGGUCAACGAAACUGGAAGUAGUCAUGUUAUGCGAAAAGGUCCCAGAAAACGUUGAUACUCGUUAGACGUUCAAGUAAUUAGUACACCACCUUAACAUUAUCUCUAGAUAGAUGUUUGAUCUCUAAUUACCCGUCUUCUUUAUGAUUAACAGCGACAAGACAGACAGAAAAGCUCAUUUUAUCCUACUGUUUCUGUUCGGUUGCAUUAUUUGCGUGGAAUGUUACUGUAGUCAGAAUGCCAUUCUCACCGACCCCAUGGGCUAAUGCACGCGAGUGUGCUUCUAAUCACUGAUGUAUGUCAUCAUCCCCUGCAGAUAUCUUCCAUUCCAAAUCACGAAGCUUAAAGGCAUGAUCUCAUGGUCGAGACGGCGGAUUUCUAUUCACUUGCGAGAUCUCUCCUACUACUUUGUUUGCAUAAAACAAAAAGAUUUUACGAGACUUCACGCGACUCGACCUGCAGAACGCCUGUUCAACUGUUCGUAUGCCCCAUGCACCGUGCCCGGGGAUCCAGACUGAGAACGUUUUUUUUAACAUCACCCCUUCCCUCCGCCUUCUUCGGUUAUCAGAUCUUGAAAUCGAGCUUUCCUGUGUCGACGAAGCCGGCAAGGCCGCCGGAAUGGGCAUUCUCGGUCGUUACGAGCCAGGCUCGGUGGGCAACGCCGGAGGCAUGAACGGCGGUGUCAUGAUCUACUGCUCCCUCGAGCUGGUUCGCCGGCUCUCAAACGAGGACACCUUCCCUCUCCUGCGAAAACUCAGUGAGGUGGGCCUCUACUAUCUCGCUUUUUCUUCCGAAGCUUUUCCCCACAACUUCACCUUCCUGUCGAGUCCCGGUUUAUGUUGCUGCCCGGCAUUUUUUUGCUCCUCUUCCUUCAAUUUGCUCCCCUCACUGCCGGGCUCCGCGGAUCCAGACGACUGUGGGCCGUCGACCACAUCCUCCAAUUGGCGUUGAAAUUACCCUCCUCUUCUUCUGUAGUGCUGAGGGUCUGAGACCACCCAUUGUGUGAAUUACUCGGUAUUACGCGAUUCUCAACACGAGCCUACUGGAAUUGCAAGGCACGCGAUAGAUGCCUAGUGCCAUAGACCAGUCUCAGGCGGGGUGCACUCACGGCUUGAGUCCAGGCUCCGUUGACCAUUGAGUCCAUGCUCUUACCAUCUGAGUCAUGGGCUCAUGCCCUGUCGACUACAAUCUCAAAUAUUAAAAGUGACAUGGGAGUGGCCGUUCAGCGGUCUGUCAUGAUAACAGGAAGGAAAGCGGGUGCUUCCUUUUGCCUUGGAUUCCCGGCCGAGAACCCACGGAGGUGGUUGCAUUACGAAGAAUUAUCGCUGUAGGGCCGGUCACCGAUCAGUUUACACAGAAGGCUCGCUCUGUUGCGCUUUGAAGCCCAAUCUAGAGCCCUGACAGAUGGUCGCACUGACCGCAAAUAUAUGCAGAAACUGGAGUGCCGAUAAAGACAAGGGAGACUUGAGUGCCAAUUUCUGGUUUAUUAGCCGUCAUCAGCCAGUCAUACCCAGCCUGGACUCUUCUGGUAAUUGAGCAUUAAAUCCAGCGUGCUGCCAUUGGUCCACGGGCCCGCUGUCCUGUCGGUUGCGAUCCUAACUCCUAAAUGUCAUGGGUACGUCGUUCACCGGUUGCCGUGGCCCAGGGGUAGAGCGUCGGACUUAAAAACACUCAAUGUGCAAAAAAUCCGGGUCCGAAUCACAGGUCCCGCAAGCGUGAGUUUGGAUAGGACUGGCCGACGACCUCUUAUAAGCCGGAAACGGCCAUCCCCCUCUCCCUCCUCUGUGUGCGUACCCCUUACUGCUUAAUUGAGAAUUGUUGCUGACAGAUUGAGAUGGACUCUUCAAGCUUAUUCAACGGUGUUUCCACUGGGCUAACGUUCAACCAUAUGCGGUUAACACUGCUGCGGAGGUAAUGCCGCAUCCAGUCCAAGUUGUUGAGUCGGCCUAGUAAUGACGAAGCUUGGCACACAAUCAGGUGUACCUCCUUAUGUGGCUGCGUUUUAUUAGAAGCGCAGGGUCUUCUCAUCCACACUCUACUCAUCGUAAGUAGCUGUUAGCACAAUGGACCGGUAUUCCUGGAGAACUCCGUCCAUGGGGGCCCCAGCCAUGCACAUCCGACCUGUGCUAAUUCGGCUGCUGCCAGACGUCUCAUGUCCCCAAUUUCCUCCUUAAUAGCUAAACGCAAUAAAGGCACGUGGCAGACGCUUAGUGCCAUAGACCAGUCUCGAUCACGGCUUGAGUCCAGGCUCCGUUGACCAUUGAGUCCAUGCUCCAACCGUCUGAGCCAUGGGCUCAUGCCCUGUCGAUUACAAUCUCAGAUAUUAAAAGUGACAUGAGAGUGGUCGUUCAGCGGUCUGUCAUGCCCUUGAGUCCCAACCGAUUGCCCACAGAGGUGGUCGCAUUACGAAGAAUUACUGUUGCAAGUGCGGUCACCAAUCAGCUAACAGGGCAGGAUCGUCUUGUUGCGCCUUGGGGGCGCUCGCAGAGACCGGUAAGAGAGGCGAAUCGACAAGACAAGGGAUACUGGAAUGGCCACUUUUGGCUUAUUAGCCGUCAUUCGCUAGUCGUGCUCAACCUGGAGUAUUCCGAUAAUUGAUCGUUGAAUCCAACGCCCUACCGUUGGGCCACGGGUCCGCUGCCCUGUCGGUUGCGAUUGGGACUCCGUUCUUCGUUCACCGGUCACCGUGGCCCAGGGGUAGAGCUUCGGACAUCCGACCUAUGCUAAUGCGGCUGCUGCCAGUCAUCUCAUGUCCUCAAUUCCCCCCCCCCCCCCCUUAAUAGCUAAACACAAUAAAGGAUUUGUUGUAGGCAAACGGCGACUGGAAUAAUUGACAACCGUCAACCACCGCAGUAAUCAGGACAGAAGUCCUCUUGGGAGAAGGGGAAAAACACCAGAAUGAAGCCUGAUAGUGGGCAGGGCCCUCGAUGUACGCCCCCCCCCUCCCCACAAGACCUGCCUGUACAUCUCACCACGACUGACUAACGUGUGAGAGCCAGUCAUGUUUGUGAUUUGAUCGGAUGAUUCUGGGGGAUGUGGACGUCUGCCGUUGACAACUGCCCUCCCCCCUACCGAAGCGGGUGAGUGCAUGCCCUAUCCACCCGAUCACGGGCCUUCACAUGCCGGGCUUGGUAAGGCCAAUGUGGCCCGGGGAUGCCCAAAGCCGACAUCCCAGCCAUAGAACGGAGUACAGGGUUUAAGAUGAAACGGCAGAUCAAUGCACAAGCAAGUUAGGACGUUUUGAAGAAGGAGACACGAUCGCUUGGACAAGGGCUUUAUUAGCUUAACGUUUCGGAUUCCUGUUCGAACCCAUCAUCAUAGACAAAAGCAGAUACGGGUGGUUCAGGCACAAGGGACGGCAGUAUUUAUAGGAUGCAGUCGCCGUGCAACUGCAUACCUAUGAAUGUUCACGGCUCCCCCUUCAUCAGGAAUCGUUGCACGUGGUAUGAUGACUGUUUGAUGGCCGACAUUUGCGUCGUUAAUUGCUGCAAUCUCAUCACAUGCGUUGGAUGUUGGUGUGCUGACUGCUGGAGACUGGAAUGGCCACUUUUGGCUUAUUAGCCGUCAUUCGCUAGUCAUGCCUAACCUGGACUAUUUUGAUACUUGAUCGUUGAAUCCAACGCCCUACCGUUGGCCCACGGAUCCGCUGUCCUGUCGGUUGCGAUUGGGACUCCGUUCUUCGUUCACCGGUCACCGUGGCCCAGGGGUAGGGCGUCGGACAUCCGACCUAUGCUAGUGCGGCUGCUGCCAGCCAUCUCGUGUCCUCAAUUCCCCCCUUAAUAGCUAAACGCAAUAAAGGAUUUGUUGUAGGCAAAUGGCGACUGGAAUAAUGGACUACCGUCAACCACCGCAAUACUCAGGACAGGAUCCCACUUAGGAGAAGGGAACAACACCAGAAUGAAGCUUGAUAGUGGGCUGGGUCCCCCUCCCCACAUGACCUGCCUGUACAUCUCACUACGGCUGACCAAGUGUACCUCACGUGUGAGAGCCAGUCGUCUUUAUGAUUUAAUUGGAUGAUUCUGGGGAUUGUGGACGUCUGCCGUUGACAACUGCCCUCCCCCCUACCGAAGCGGGUGAGUGCAUGCCCUAUCCACCCGAUCACGGACCUUCACAUGCCGGGCUCGGUAAGGCCAGUGUGGCCCGGGGAUGCCCAAAGCCGACAUCCCAGCCAUAGAACGGAGUGGAGGGUUUAAGAUGAAACGGCGGAUCAAUGCAGAAGCAAGUUAGGACGUUGUCUGAACCGGCAUCCUAUAUACGCUGGUUCUUUUUUCGAUAGAAUCUGCUCUAAACGCUAUUUAGGUACCGUAAAACCUGCCGAGUGCGUCUUCGAAUAAUACUCCCUCGUAGACCUUCACUAAAUGUAACCGGCGGUAAUAAUCGAAUCUCCUCCUUACAGAGCAGAAGGACUGGUAAGUUCACGCGUAGAAAAAAAGUGCAUGCGGGAAUCCACACAGAGAAUGGAUCAGUGAAGGGUUGUUCAGCAGGCCAGCUGUACUCACGUGGGGUCCAACAGUUACCAGUACGGCUUAGGCGAAUUACGGAAGGUACUUUUAAGUUGAGAGGUAUGAAGGGCUCGCCGGAUCAGUGGAACUGAGUGGCUGAUGUUUCGUAGUGCUUGGCUGGCUCUCCACUAUCAAAGCGUUUUGGAGUUGCGAAAAUUCCCAUAGCAGUAAUCAGAAGACGCGGUGGCAAGCGUACGUAGCUUUCGAUAAAUUCUCGCCGGGCCAGUACAAUUAAAUGGGAAGGGGUAGAAGUACAAACACGUCAGUGAUAAGAUAAAUCGAUUAAAGUUCGCCCUAAAACACAGGCUGGGUGGGGGAGGGAGGGGGGGGGGGUAAUAGCAGUCAGUGUCAGGGGCGGCGGUAGAGCGGAAGGGCGCGGGGAGAGUUGCACCGUUAGUCGACCUUCGACCAGUGUAGGCGCGGUGCCUGAACGUGGUUCUUCUGUGCGCAAAAGAUUGGUUUUCGCAACCUGAUGGCGGCCGCCUCUGCUGUUGCUAACAUGCGCUGCCCCAGUGGUUUAGGGUAGCUCGAUGGGACUUUAUAGAUCAUCCGAAACACUUCAUUGGGGUCUACAUGAUGCCCGGAAUCGACAACAUGCGCGAGAAAGUGUUUUGGGCAAAAAAUCGACCAGAAUUUUGAAUAAACGGUCGAAUUAGUUGGCCUUGGGCCAAUCGAUUUUUUUCUUCGCUGCCUUGGUCUUCUAACCACUGUCUGUGAGCGUCGGCAGCCUCCUGCGUUGUGUGUCGUCACCUCAAUGGUGUUCGGUUGCACCUGUCCCCCCGCCGUUUUGGUGAGCCCUUUGCAUUUCUCAGAUUACCGACCUGGAUCUCUUACGUUUGGUAACCUGUACUUUUAAGUUGUUUGACGUCAUAGCUUUCGCCCAGGCCUGCGAGUGCCCCUUACCAAGAAUUGCCAAUUAAGGUAAAAACUAUCUUUUAGACACACAAGAACAUUUCUUAUCGUUCACGGAAAUGCUGUAUUCAAGUCAUGCGUCCCCAUAUUUCAUCGCCGAGUCUUAAUUGCACAGUCCCCUACUACAACGGCAAUGCCUCAGUCACUCCGACUCUGCGCCUUCUAGUCGACUGUUGACGACAAAUGUAUCGACCUGCCGUUCGUCCUUUGUCGUUCUGCCAGUACGGGUUGUUUGUCUCAAAACCAGUUACCUCAGAUGCUCAACAGAGUCAGCCCCUUGAGGGGGUGGCUGUCGACUUCCGCAGGUCGUGCCGGAUGUCUGGUUUGACCAAUAGGCUGCUGCUGCUGCCUGGUUGAGGGAGAAGCUCGUCAGUGGCAAAACAUGUGCUAAUGACUCCGAAAGUUGUCGACAUCAUAAGUCGGGCUCAUUUCAGCCUGACUGCACCACAAGCAAUGCAUUUCCAAGUGGAACUCGUCGGGGGGGGGGGGCAUUGGACAGAGAGCUGUGCACGAAUAGCCUUCUCAAAACAAUCACGUGUUUGGUUAGCAUGUUGCCUUUUUGAAGCAGACUCGUUUGUUUUCCGAUCACCAGUUCAUCUCCUAGCGGUGCCCGAACUGAGGGCUUUUGAGGCAAACAAUCGCUGUGAUGCCGAUGCUGUUUGGUCGUCGCAAGUGGCGACGUCCAGCGCCUGUCCGACCCAAACAUGUGAUCCGCUUGGCAUCCACUACCUUAGACACAACACAUAUAUACUCAACAGCCCAAAAACCAAGACAAGUUAAGGACGAAGAGCAAUUCAUUUAUAUACCCUUACGAAAAUAACACGGAAGUGGCUGACUCCACGGCUUGUAGUAUUUGUUCAUGGUAACGAUUAAACUACCAGAAAAUAAUAUAUGAAAAAGUAGUGAACAUUAAGAGGCGUAGCGGACAAAGUGGAAAUAAAGGAUCGUAAACAAGCGUGUUUUACCCAAACAUAAUGACCAUGCUUCCCUAGCCUACAGUGUUUGACUACAUUACACUUUCAACAAGGCGGAAAUCGUAGCAAGCAGUAACUUGCUAUGAACCACAAACUCAGCUAGAAGACAGCCAAGGUGUAACUAGAGUCAAACUCUAAUCACGCAAAUCGGAAAAUGAUAAUAGCUGAAUGUGUGAAAGGUGUAUAACAGAAAAGCGACCAAAUGCGAAUAGGAGAGGGUACACGGGGGGAAGUGAAGUCAGAAAAGAAUGAUUAGAUAGAAGAAUUUUGUUUGGCUGUCCGGUGAUGGAUGAUUUGGGAGUCAAGGCAGAAGACCUAUAAGGAACAAAACCCAGGUCCAUAACUACUUGAACACCGAUGAGGUCCUCAUUUUAUCAGCCUACCAUACCAUAUUACCGGCAAAAUACAAUAAAGAGCAUUAGCUGAAAGAGCACAUGCUCAGCUUGAAUCCAGAGGUCUUUUCAUGAAGACAUAAUGAGGGACGAAGAAAAUUCAGCACCUUCUAGGAGUCCCCAGCUCCGCCUGAACGGGCCAAAGCUAUUUGGACAAAGUAACUCAAUUGAAGAAGAAGAAGAGUCGAGCACCAGAACAAUUCGUUUAUUAUCCUGAGCUUUCAGACUCGUACAGGAGUCCAUCGUCAGAGGUAGUGGCAGAAACAGGACAAGCGGCAGUCAUAAGGCACGUAGACCCAAUCAUCGACCGACGUCGCACGACUGAAGGUGACUACGGAGGGCUCUGUACGCCGGCGCCAGAUCGAUAAAUCGAUUGACCGAGUUCUCAUCCGAGGCCCAGGCUUCAAUCAAUUCUCGGCCUGUUUUGUUUCCGGCGUGGGCAACUAUUUUGGUGGCUGCGAAGUCAAACUCGUGACCCAUUUCGUAGGUGUGGGCGGCCACUUGGGAUAAUGCGUCGCCUCGCCGCACAGCCAGCUUAUGUUCAUGUAUGCGCGAUCCGAGCAUGCGUCCAGUCUGUCCUGUGUAACUCAAUUAUCCACUUUAUACAUUUAAGCAUUUUUUCACGAAAGCUUUGCAGCCAGACGCUGGGUUUCCUCCCUGGUGAUGAGAUUUCCAGACCCUGCCGCAGAUUUUUUCAAUCCGCGGGUUCAUGGGGUGUUUCGUCUUCAGCAAGUUGGAUACGAACUCAACUGGAUUCAGGUCGGGUGCUCGGAUUGGGUACUGCAGAAGAACUAACUCCGUUGGUUUCAAAAAGUCUCGGUCUAUUUUUGCAGUAGAAUUUAGUUCUUUAUUCAUCCGCACCAUGAAGAAGCCUGAAGCACUUGAUUUGAUAUGCACUGAGAAUGUGGUUUCCGACACUUUAAAGGCCCCCCUGAUCCCUUUUUCUGCCAGCCACAUUAUCAGCAACUUUAAGGAAACCCAAACACCUUCCCACCGCAUCACUGCCACCGCCGCACUGCAAAAACGACAAUCCCUGUGAUCCAUGGGCCAUUCACCCCCGUCCUCUUACCAUCAUUCUCGCACACGUUAGUCAUUGUUUGUACGGCAGGGUUGAGGGAGGGACGGCUCGAUGAAAAUUUUGCAAAGUCCACUACCAAAUACGACAAUUAGAACACCUGUCCAAUAUAGUCCGGUUCGCGGUUAAAGUUAUGCUCACUGCUCUUUCGGCCGUUUUGACACUCUAAGGCUGUGGGAAGAUUAUGAAAUGUGUUCCAACUCGCCCUUAAUUUCACUUUUUUCACAUCAAUGCUAAAUGGCAUUGACAAUGGCGUUAUCCUGGGCACCUGUUUGUUACCUCUACGCUUUCACCCUUUCGUCUCCUGCCUUCCAGAAAUUCCCCUUCGAAAUCUGCGUCGGCUGCAACGGUCGCAUCUGGCUCACAGCACGAUGUCCCAGGGAGACAAUGCUGCUUGCCAACAGCAUCGCCAUAGCUGACUAUGUGCCGCCGGAGGUGUCUCUUCAGCUGGCAGAAGAACUCUGUUGA
Spirometra erinaceieuropaei is the source of this 14292-nucleotide messenger RNA. NCBI's taxonomy places the organism in Eukaryota, Metazoa, Platyhelminthes, Cestoda, Diphyllobothriidea, Diphyllobothriidae. The record is from the annotation of a GenBank genome assembly.